AUGUAUCGGAGAGUCGGCAAAUUUAGUAAACUUUUCAAUGAUUUGAAAACCCAGAUUUUGGAGGAAUCCAAGAACGCUGACCUGAGGAUAAUGAAACAAAUUGAGGAAUAUAUGAGUCCUUUAAUGAAUAAAGAAAGCAAUAAGGAAAUUCAAACUGGUGAUAUCACAAACUUGACAAAAAACUUCGAUUUGUUGCAGGUUAGCAAAGAAGUAGAUAAUUCCAAGGAUUAG
Molecule: messenger RNA, 231 nt
Organism: Hemisphaericaspora subhashii
Lineage: Eukaryota; Fungi; Ascomycota; Pichiomycetes; Serinales; Debaryomycetaceae
Exons: 1
Coding region: 1-231 (76 amino acids)
Source: RefSeq, a predicted model, not a curated record